UCAAAUUUCCAACAAACAGACAUGUUUAAUCGGCAGAGCCGUGGAAGGCUAACUGUGUAAUACAGUGUUUCUUUUGACAUUCUCUGCGUAAAAUAUUUGCCAGCGGGUUCGUUGUCUUUGGCCAAGUCUUUGCAGUUUCUUAGUUGUAAGUCAGCGCACAAUUUCACCAGUUUUAGCAUGCCAACUUUUCCAUAUGGUCCUUCUGUGAGUUAUAGUUGAUAGAAUCUCAGCCACUGUCUCAGCCAGUUAGCAUUUCUGUUUGACUCCUGAGGUUCCUUUUGGAGUGAUCGUCAAUUCCUAAGCAUUUCAUUCUCAAAUAUUUGGAUUUUUGUUCCUUUGCCAUUUGAUCUGCUUCUUUGAGUGCAAAGGCAGUGAGCCAGGCAUGAAGUGCAAUUUCGUGCUGACUUAUCUAUGGGGCAAACAUUUUACUGUUCUAUGCAAAUUAUCUGGGGGUGUAUUUGGAAAGUGAACAAGUAUAUUGCGCAGUUAUAGAUUUUUCACCUUCUCACUGUGAUGUACGAGUUUUUUUAGGUUGUGUAAACAAAUUGGGUUUCGGCAGUGCUUGUGGUGGUGGUUCCUGGACUAGUGUUGGCCAUCUUUCACCUCUUUUGUUUUUUUAUUGUCAUGGACAAUCCUGUUACUGGAGCAAGUGAUGGGACAUGUCAAUAUAUGAGCCUUUGAGGCAACUAGGAAUUCAUGGAACUGCUUGGAGAUGUUCAAUAGUAAGGUCUCUUGAAGGGAUUCAGGGAGUCUUAACAUAACUCAUGCAAUUUUUAUGGAGGAAGAUCUUCAACUUCAAAGCAUCACAUAUAGUGAAGGGUUUGAUAGAAUUUUCCUUAUCAUAAUUUUUGAUUCAAAACUGUUUUGUAAGAUGCCGGUAAGUUCUUCCAAACAUAUUGCUUAGUUUAGUUGCUGAUAACAAAGGCCUCUAUGAUGCUCUUACAUUGUGCUUUAUGUUCGCCGUUUAGUGUCCAUAAGUGUUCUUGUCUUAAGUUGAUUACUACUUGACAGUAUUGGUAGUCAUGAUGUUCUUGCUGUGUAGGUUUACCCCUGCAACUGUGCAGAGGAAGGCUGCUUAUGAUGGAGCUGCUGGAAGGGAUACGAUGUUGGUACCCCUGAAGCAGAGGCCGCAGACUUUGGAUGCACGCUUUGCAAGUAUGAAGGAGAACAGGAUGAGGGUGAUUUCAUCACAGCAAAAGGCUUUUCAUGAUAACGGACGUUAUAAUGCACAAAGGCGUCGUUUCCAACAGCAGCAGCUACAACAACGGCCUGUUCAAGCCACUAGAGGCGGAGCUUUGUCUGGACGCCGGCCAGGCUACUAUGUCAAAUGAAUGGUACGAGUCAAACAAAUGAAGGAAGUCUGUGGUGUUUUUUGAGUUUCUAUCCUCACAGUUUGUUGGCCUUGCGUUCUUUUCUUGUUGCUUUGUUUCAGUAUAUAUUCUUUUAGUCAAAACAGUGCAUCAGACAUAGCUGGUUAAAUUUACGCAUCUCCUGGUUAAAUUUACGCAUCUCCUGAUUCGGGAGAGUUGAUACCAAAUUAAUUCUGUUUUAUGUUUCAUGGCUCUGAUGAUUAACGUCUAGAUCCGUUUUCACUUGUAUGUGGAUUAUUGUACGUUUAAGGUGAAAGAAAUUCAGGAGAACGAUACCAAAUUAGUUC
Molecule: messenger RNA, 1657 nt
Organism: Asparagus officinalis (garden asparagus)
Lineage: Eukaryota; Viridiplantae; Streptophyta; Magnoliopsida; Asparagales; Asparagaceae
Exons: 2
Coding region: 1023-1331 (102 amino acids)
Source: RefSeq, a predicted model, not a curated record